AUGAAAAUGUAAUAAAUGGGAAGAGAGAGAGAGGACACAAGAACGAGAGAAAAGAAGAAAAACUUUCCCUUUUACCAAACAGACAAAAGAGCUUGGAGAGAGAGAGAGAAGAGAAAAGUGUGUGAAUUUGGAAAAUUUUCCCACUCUCUGGAUAUCUUCACUUCGAUCUCUGACUCAUGAUUCUCGGAAUUUUUCGCCUCAGCUAUUGAAUCUCUCUAUUUGAGGUUCUUCCUUACCUUGCCCGUUGAAGCUCAAGCUCGAUCUUUCUCACCCCCUUGUUCGUAUCUUCACCUCUCGCCGGUUAUCGGUUUUACAUUUGAUGUCUUUCGGACCAAAGUCUUAGACUUUGCAGUUUCUCUUCGAGUAUUCUGGGUCUGGGUUUUGUUUUUCUUGGAGCUAGUAAGCUAUUCAACACAGUUCCAGAUUAGGGUUUUAGGGAAGUUCUGGUCUUGUUGCUCCGCAUUAAUUUCUCCGCUGAAUUUUUGUAAAGAAAUCAAUCUGGGAGUCAUCAUUCUCCCCAAUUCUUGGGCUGUCCUGUUUGCUAAUGUGUUUCCCAAGUACUGGGAAAGAGAGAGCUCUUUAACGAGUAUUCUCUUGCUCUGGUGAUUGUGGAGAUCUGGGAUUUGUUUCAUCUCUUUUGCCAAAUGAGGACUUUGUUUCCGUCUGAUUCUUGUAAAGAAUCACAGCUCAAUGCCUUCAAUCCACAGUCAUGGCUGCAAGUUGAAAGAGGGAAGCUUUCGAAAUUAUCUUCCUCCCCUUCCUCCUCUGUAGACUCAUUUAUCAAGGUUCCCGAUCCGCCAGUGCUGCCGUACUAUAAACCACUUGACUAUGUAGAAGUUCUAGCUCAACUUCACGAAGAACUCGAGACGUGUCCUCCACAAGAGAGGUCGAGUCUCUAUCUAUUGCAGUAUCAGGUGUUUACAGGCUUACGGGAAACCAAACUUCGACGUAGAAGUCUUCAAUCGGCUUGGCAGAAUGCUACUACUGUUCAUGAGAAAAUCGUGUUCGGGUCCUGGUUAAGGUAUGAGAAUAAAGGGGAAGAAGUUAUUGCCGAUUUGCUUUCCUCUUGCGGUAAAUACGCUGAAGAAUUCGGACCCUUUGACAUUGCUUCUCGUGUUCCUGUUACUGCGAAUGCUGUGGCCCCUGAGACAGCAUCGACGAGAAGGAAGCACCAAGUGUCCGAGAAGGUGGUUUUUAAGAUUGGAGAUGAGAAAAUAGCCUGUGACAGGCAGAAAAUCUCGGGUCUUUCUGCUCCAUUUCAUACCAUGCUUAAUGGGGAUUUCACGGAGUCACUCCUAGACGAGAUAGAUAUGUCGGAGAAUGAUGUAUCGCCAUCUGCUAUGAAGGUUGUCGGAGAUUUCAGCGUCGAGGGUGUUCUAACCGAAGUUUCCAAGGACCUUCUAUUGGAAGUAUUAGUUUUUGCAAACAAGUUCUGCUGUGAGCAACUCAAAGAUGCAUGUGAUAGAAAACUGGCAUCUCUAGUUUCCUCGAUCGAAGAUGCUGUCGAGAUUAUGGAAUACGCCCUUGAAGAGAGCACUCCAAUCCUUGCCGCCUCGUGUUUGCAGGUUUUUCUGUACAAGAUGCCCGAUAGUUUGAACGAUGAACGUGUUGUUGAGAUUUUGGCCCGUGUUAAUAAAUCGCAGGUGCUGACCAUGGCAGGACAAGCCUCGUUUUCCUUGUACUCGUUCUUAAGCGAAGUGGCAAUGCAUCUAGACCCUCGGUCCGAUAAAAGACUGGCUUUCUUCGAAAAAUUGGUUGACUUUGCGGAAAAUGACCAGCAGAGAAUACUCGGGUUUCAUCAGUUGGGAUGUCUGAGGCUUUCAAGGAAAGAGUACAACGAAGCCGAAAAACUCUUUGAUGCCGCCUUUAAUCUAGGCCAUGUGUAUUCCGUCGUCGGGUUGGCAAGAAUAGGUUACGUCCAAGGCCAUCGGCUCUGGGCUUACGAGAAGCUAAGCUCGGUUAUCUCCUCUUGUACCCGUACCCCUCUCGGCCGCGUGAACAGCCAUGAACCUUGAAAAACUCAGUUCGGAAAUCCAAGAGACCGAUUUAUAAGAGCGACCGAGCUGGACCCGACAUUGACAUACCCUUACAUGUAUCGAGCUGUCGCGCUAAUGUCAAGACAAGAUGCUAAGGCAGCAGUCGAGGAAAUCGACCGAGUCCUUGGGUUUAAACUUGCUUUGGAAUGCUUGGAAGUCAGGUUCUGUCUGUAUCUGGCAAUGGAGGAUUACGAGUCAGCUCUUCGAGAUAUCCAGGCGAUUCUUACUCUGGCCCCGGAUUAUAGGAUGUUUGAAGGGAAAGUAGCGGCCAGACAGUUGCGGAUACUCGUUCGGGAGCACGUCGAGAUUUGGACAACUGCUGACUGUUGGAUGCAGUUGUACGAGAAAUGGUCGAAUGUUGAUGAUAUCGGCUCGCUUUCUGUCAUAUACCAGAUGCUGGAAUCUGAUGCAGCUAAAGGCGUUCUUUACUUCAGACAGUCUUUGCUCCUCCUGAGGUUGAACUGUCCUCGAGCAGCCAUGCGUAGCUUGCAGUUAGCACGUGAGCAUGCGUCGAGUAAGCACGAGCGUCUGGUUUACGAGGGAUGGAUAUUAUACGACACGGGUCACUGCGAGGAAGGGCUUCGGAAAGCAAAGGAAUCUAUUGAGAUAAAAAGAUCGUUCGAGGCUUUUUUCCUCGAAGCAUAUGCAUUAGCCGAAUCCAGUCUCGACCCGUCGUGUUCUGCAACUGUCGUUUCGCUUCUCGAAGAGGCCUUGAAAUGCCCUUCGGACAGGCUCCGGAAAGGCCAGGCUUUGAACAACCUCGGGAGCGUGUACGUCGACUGCGGAAAGCUAGACUUAGCAGCAGAUUGCUAUAUCAACGCCCUUAAGAUAAGGCACACCCGUGCACACCAGGGCCUUGCCCGUGUUCAUUACCUCCGGAAUGAUAAAUCCGCCGCGUACGACGAGAUGACCCGACUUAUCGGGAAAGCCCGGAACAAUGCAUCUGCUUAUGAGAAGCGGUCGGAAUACUGCGACCGGGAACUCGCUAAAUCAGAUCUCGAAACUGUCACCCGGCUGGACCCCCUCAGAGUCUAUCCUUACCGAUACCGAGCAGCAGUGUUGAUGGACAGUCACAAGGAGAAGGAAGCGAUAGAGGAGCUGUCGAGGGCGAUAGCAUUCAAAGCCGACCUUCAUCUUCUCCAUCUACGGGCAGCGUUCCAUGAACAUGUCGGAGAUGUGGCCGGAGCAUUAAGGGACUGCCGAGCCGCCCUGUCCGUAGAUCCUAGCCAUCAAGAAAUGCUCGAGCUCCACAGCCGCGUGAACAGCCAUGAACCUUGAAAAACUCAGUUCGGAAGUUUCUUAACGGAAACUCUUGUCGGAAUCAUGCCGUGUAAUUUCUCCGGCUGUAAUUCUUUGUUGUUAUUAUCUAUCUGUUCAUCUUUCUCUCUCUCUUUCGAAUCCCAUCUCUCCGAAUCCAUUCGACCGCAUUUUCGUCACACAUUUCCGUUUAUAAAUUCAAGAUCCAAGAGACCGA
Tarenaya hassleriana is the source of this 3510-nucleotide messenger RNA. RefSeq names its product ETO1-like protein 1. The record is from RefSeq and is a predicted model, not a curated record. Gene Ontology annotation, molecular function: protein binding. The transcript is spliced from 7 exons. Gene Ontology annotation, biological process: negative regulation of ethylene-activated signaling pathway. Lineage: Eukaryota; Viridiplantae; Streptophyta; Magnoliopsida; Brassicales; Cleomaceae.